AUCAGCUAGAUGUGUGUGGAGUUGCAAGAUUCCAUCUUACUGGCUCUUGAUGCCAGAAUUCGAUUUAAAUAGCUGGGUGCCCGGGGCAGAGAGCAUCUACUGAUCGAUCUCAGCAGUGCAAGACCCAAGGAGCUAAGCAGAGCACCCGGCAAGCCUUGAUCCAAAUAAAAGUUCAGCAGCUUAGAAGAACAGAGCUCAGAGCUCGGAGCAGAGAGAGCAAUCAUGGAGGGCGGCAAGUGCGACCACCCCGAGCACGCGACGGCGCCAUGCCCGCCGCCGUCGCAGGGCCGCCUGAUCACCGUGCUGAGCAUCGACGGCGGCGGCAUCCGCGGCCUCAUCCCCUCCACCAUCAUCGCCUGUCUCGAGUCCAAGCUCCAAGAGAUAGACGGGCCGGACGCGCGGAUCGCGGACUACUUCGACGUGAUAGCCGGGACAAGCACAGGCGCGCUGGUGACAUCCAUGCUGGCCGCCCCGGGGGAGAACAAGCGUCCCCUCUUCGCCGCCAGCGAGCUCAAGGACUUCUACCUGGAGAACGGGCCCAAGAUCUUCCCGCAGAAGAAGCUCGGGUUCCUCAACCCCGCGGCGAACCUCUUCGGCGCCGUCAUGGGGCCGAAAUACGACGGGAAGUUCCUCCACGACAAGAUCAAGAAGCUCACGCACAACACCACCAUCGCGGAGACGGUCACCAACAUCAUCGUGCCCACCUUCGACGUCAAGUUCCUGCAGCCCGUCAUCUUCUCCACCUACGAGGCCAAGGUGGAUCCCUUGAAGAACGCGCACCUCUCCGACAUCUGCAUCAGCACCUCGGCCGCGCCGACAUACUUCCCCGCCCAUUUUUUUAGCACCCAUGACCCGGACCCGAAGGCGGAGGUGAAGGAGAGGGAGUACCAUCUUGUCGAUGGGGGCGUGGCGGCGAACAACCCGACGAUGGCCGCCAUGUCCAUGAUCACCAAGGAGGUGUUGCGGAAGAACCCAGACUUCACCCAUGGAAACCCCGCCGAGUACAACAACUACCUCAUCAUCUCUAUCGGGACCGGGUCGGCGAAGAUGGCGGAGAAGUACACGGCGCCAGCGUGCGCCAAGUGGGGCGUGCUGCGGUGGCUCUACGACGGCGGGUUCACGCCACUCAUCGACAUCUUUUCGCACGCCAGCGCCGACAUGGUGGACAUCCACGCUGCCGUGCUCUUCAAGGCGCUCCGAGUCAAGGAGAACUACCUCCGGAUCCAGGACGACUCCCUGGAGGGUGACACCUCGUCGGUGGACAUCGCCACCAAGAAGAACAUGGAGGCGCUCAUCGAAAUCGGCAACGGGCUUCUCCAGAAAAAGGUGGCCAGGGUCAAUAUCGACACGGGCAUGUAUGAGACCGUGGAAGGGGAAGGCACCAAUGAGGAGGCGCUCAAGCGAUUCGCCGUGAAGCUCUCCAAUGAGCGCAAGCUGCGCCAGGCCACCCUCAAAUCCCACUAGCCUCUGAAGAAGAGAGUGUGAGUCUGCCCAGAGUUGCUGUUAUUGUUGUUGUCAUUGUGAUAUUGUAAGGUAAUACUCCUGUGAGUGAGAUGAACAUUACUCCUGUUAGUUAAUUAAGCAAGAGGGCAAAUGUGCAAAUUUGGAAGGCGAGUUAUUAGCCGAUCUAUGGUAAAUUAAAUUUGUGGUGCAUAUAUAAUUAAUAAGCAUAUGUGUAUGUUCAAGACAAUGAUUUGAAUGAGCAAAUUAAAAUA
Messenger RNA from Brachypodium distachyon (stiff brome), 1715 nucleotides. RefSeq names its product patatin-like protein 1. Bases 223 to 1464 code for a protein of 413 amino acids. The record is from RefSeq and is a predicted model, not a curated record. Gene Ontology annotation, molecular function: glycerophospholipase activity; monoacylglycerol lipase activity. Gene Ontology annotation, biological process: lipid metabolic process. The transcript has 2 exons. NCBI's taxonomy places the organism in Eukaryota, Viridiplantae, Streptophyta, Magnoliopsida, Poales, Poaceae.